Molecule: messenger RNA, 4553 nt
Organism: Balearica regulorum gibbericeps (East African grey crowned-crane)
Lineage: Eukaryota; Metazoa; Chordata; Aves; Gruiformes; Gruidae
Source: RefSeq, a predicted model, not a curated record
UGCAGCCAACUGUCCCAACCUUUGUGUCCCCUGGAGCUGUAGGGACUGAAACUGGUGUGGACACUAACCAAGAACAGAAAAAUAAUCUUCAAAAUGAAAGGAAGCAGAGCCUACAUAAAACAGGAAGAGUCCCGCUCCCUUCAGCGCACGAGCUGAAAUCCAAGUGGGAAAACCUGCUGGGACCUGAAUAUGAAGUUAUGGUUGUGAAUGUGGAUAUGCCCAUUACAGAUGAUUCAGAGCUCCAGAAGUACUCAAAGCUAUUACCCAUCCACACUUUGAGAUUAGGAGUUGAGCUUGACACAUUUGAUGGACAUCAUUAUAUAUCAUCAAUUGCUUCAGAUGGUCCAGCUGCAACACUUGGUCUUCUGCAACUGGAGGAUGAACUUCUGGAGGUAAAUGGAGUUCAGCUAUACGGAAAAUCACGCCGUGAGGCAAUCACUUUUCUAAAGGAAGUGCCACCCCCGUUUACAUUGGUUUGCUGUCGGCGACUUUUUGAUGAUGGCAGUGAGUCUCUUGUGGAUGAACCCACUGUGGGAGUUUCCCCUCCAGAACAAAAGGUGAAACCCGAGGAAGAUGUUAAUCUUGAGGAGGAAGAAGGGGAAUUAGCGUUAUGGUCUCCUGAUGUGAAGGUUAUUGAACUGGAGAAAGACAAAAAUGGUUUAGGAUUCAGCAUUUUAGACUAUCAGGAUCCCUUGGAUCCAACAAGAACAGCCAUUGUGAUCAGCUCUUUGGUGGCAGGUGGAGUAGCUGAACGUGGGGGCGAGCUUUUACCAGGUGACCGCUUGGUGUUUGUAAAUGAGAAAUGUUUGGACAGCUCCACUUUAGCAGAGGCAGUGGAAGUGUUGAAAUCGGUGCCCCCAGGUACAGUUUCUCUUGGAAUCUGCAAGCCUUUGGUGGGAGAAAGCAAAGAGGAGGAGAACAUGCACUAUGUGGAUUCCAGCAACAUUAAAACCAGCCCUGGAUCUCCAGAACCAAUAGAUAAUAUAAAUUUCUCAAUAAUACUUGAAGCACCACAGGGUUUCAGAGAUGAAACACCUUUUAAGGAAGAACUUGUUGAUGAACCAAUUUUGGACUUGGGAAGGUCAUUUCAGCUGGCUCAAAAUGAUAAUGAGUAUGAGAAGGAAUCCUGGGAGAUGCAUGAAUUUCUGAAACCCAGAACAGAAGAAAUGGAUGAAGAACGGGAAAUGUUGGUGGAUGAGGAGGAUGAAGAAAAUUCAGACUUCCUGAAAUACAAUGGAUCAUGUGGACAGAAGGCAACUUCAGAGAGGAACCUCGAUACAGAAAGAUGGGCAAAGCAACUUGAGACUACUGAAAUACAACACUUAAGAUCCAAUGUUAACCGAAGUCCAAAACAGUCACUGGAAUAUCCAUUCGAUAAAGAUCAAAUGUAUGAAGAAAAUGCUGGUGUAAGUUUACUGUUUUCUGGAACCACAGCACACAGUGGCUACCAAAAAGAUAUAUUUGAUACUGAAACUGCCCUCUCAGGAGCAAAAACCAAGAUGGAUUUAGGUACAAAGCUUCGGAUUGACUCUAAAGGACCUGGGCUUGCUGUUGAUCUGGAAGCUAUUGAAAAGGAAGAACUAAAAGGGGAAGACUGUGUUUUUUCCAAGAACCCAGAAUCUAGGAGAGUAACCACCUUAGCUCAGCCCAGAACAGCAUCAUGCAGUGAAUUACCUGAGAGAGAAGAAGGAGAAGGAGAAGAAACUCCAAACUUCAGCCACUGGGGACCACCACGGACUGUUGAGAUCUUUAGAGACCCUCAUGUGUCUCUUGGAAUCAGUAUUGUUGGUGGACACACUGUCAUAAAGCGCCUGAAGAAUGGAGAAGAACUUAAAGGGAUCUUUAUCAAACAAGUUUUGGAAGACAGCCCAGCAGGAAGAACAAGGGCUUUAAAAACUGGAGAUAAAAUACUUGAGGUUUCUGGGAUAGACCUACAAAACGCCACACAUGAAGAAGCAGUAGAAGCUAUCAAGAACGCAGGAAAUCCCGUCGUGUUUGUAGUUCAGGGUUUGUCUAACGUACCAAAAGUGGUUUCUGCCGUACAGCCUAAGGCAAUCAAAGUCAGCAAAGAUCAGGAUGCAGACAAAGAAAAUAAGAGUGAAAAGAGAAAAUAUGGGGCUCCGCCUCCAAUGAAAUUGCCUCCUCCUUAUAGAGCACUUGAAAGACUGCAUGCAGAGGAAGUUAACGUGGAUGAAGAGGAGGAUGAGGAUGCUUGUGCAGAGAAAAAAAUCAGGCAAAGAUAUGCAGACCUACCAGGAGAGUUGCACAUUAUUGAGCUUGAGAAAGACAAAAAUGGGCUCGGACUGAGUCUUGCUGGCAACAAGGACCGCUCUCGUAUGAGCAUCUUUGUAGUUGGUAUCAAUCCAGAUGGACCUGCGGGACGAGAUGGAAGGAUGCAUAUUGGCGAUGAACUUCUGGAGAUAAACAAUCAGAUAUUGUAUGGAAGAAGUCAUCAGAAUGCUUCUGCAAUCAUUAAGACUGCCCCAUCAAAGGUCAAGCUAGUUUUCAUACGAAGUGAAGAUGCAGUCAAUCAGAUGGCUGUUACUCCUUUUCCAUUACCUUCCAGCUCCCAUUCUUCUAUUGAGGAUCAUGGUGGCACUGAACCUGCAAGCAGUGAAGAAGAUCCGAGUUUGGAAGUUGUCAUGAAAAGCUUGACUGAUGAGGAAUCCAACAAAGCUGAUGUGAAAUGUAAAGCUGACAAACCAGUGGAAAAAACGGAGGAGCAGCUCCCAGAAAAUGUCCUCAACCAGAUCAAACAAUCCAAAUCUUCCACAAAAGUACCAGUCAAUUUACAGGAGAUACCCCUGGUGCCAGCCCCUACUUAUCUUUCUCCAGAGGCAGAAGUCACUAGCCAUAGUGUCUUUCCACCGUCAUUGCCUGUGGAUCCAGCAACAUGUCCUAUAGUUCCGGGCCAGGAGAUGACUAUAGAGAUAUCUAAGGGUCGGUCAGGCCUAGGACUCAGCAUCGUCGGGGGGAAAGACACUCCACUGGAUGCCAUAGUGAUCCAUGAAGUUUACGAAGAAGGGGCAGCAGCCCGGGAUGGCAGGCUCUGGGCCGGCGAUCAGAUUCUGGAGGUGAACGGGAUCGAUCUGCGGAAUGCCAGCCACGAAGAAGCUAUCACUGCGCUGAGACAGACGCCCCAGAAGGUGCAGUUGGUUGUUUAUAGAGAUGAAGCACACUACAAAGAUGAAGAAAACUUAGAGAUUUUCUAUGUAGAUAUACAAAAGAAAACAGGCCGAGGACUAGGGCUCAGCAUAGCUGGAAAACGAAAUGGAAGUGGAGUGUUUAUCUCUGACAUUGUUAAAGGAGGAGCUGCAGACCUAGAUGGAAGAUUAAUUCAAGGAGAUCAGAUUUUGUCUGUAAAUGGAGAGGAUAUGAGAAAUGCCUCACAAGAGACUGUUGCCACUAUACUUAAGUGUGCCCAAGGCCUAGUGCAUCUUGAACUUGGAAGACUGCGAGCUGGAUCAUGGUUAUCACGGAAAACAUCCCCAAACAGUCAGGCAAGCCAACAGAGUGUCCAUAGCCACUUCCACCCUGCGCUUGCUCCAGUCCUCUCUACCUUACAGAAUUUUGUCAGCGCAAAAAGAUCUUCAGCAGAUGCGUCUCAGAGAAACUCAGGAGCAGAUAUGGGCCCAAGGACUGUGGAGAUAACAAGGGGACCGAAUGAUGCACUUGGUAUCAGUAUAGCAGGAGGGAAGGGAAGUCCAUUAGGAGAUAUCCCCAUCUUCAUUGCUAUGAUUCAAGCCAGUGGGGUGGCUGCACGUACCCAAAGACUUAGAGUUGGAGAUCGGAUUGUCAGUAUUAAUGGACAACCUUUGGAUGGGCUGUCUCAUGCAGAUGCGGUUAAUCUACUAAAGAAUGCUUAUGGGAGCAUUAUCCUGCAGGUUGUGGCUGAUACCAACAUCAGUGCCAUUGCUACCCAGCUGGAGAGCAUGUCUGCGGGAUGCAACCUUAACUCUUCUUCCGAGCAUCCUUCUGAAGAUCCCGAGGAGCAGCUGCGGACGACGGCAGACUGAAGCGAGGCGAUCAGAUUUUAGCGGUUAAUGGGGAAGCUUUGGACGGUGUCACUCACGAGCAAGCUGUAGCUAUUCUGAAGCGCCAGAAAGGAACUGUAACAUUAACAGUGUUAUCAUGAAUGUCGUUUCGCUUGCGGAGAUAAAUACAAUUAUUUUAGAACAUCAGUAGAGCUAUAAUAAUACUGCUCGGCCCUGAGCAGGUUGUAAAGCAAACCCUGGCAAAAACGAAUCAGUAUUCACCCCAUUGCCGGGAAGGGUAGCGUGCAUCUCGAGCUUCGUUUAGCCGUCCCCAUUUAUCAGCCCUUCUCCCCACCCUCCCCUACUCCUGGUGGCUUUUGAGGUUUCUCUGGACAAGUUUAAUUAAGAAACUUCAAAGAACAAUAUCCAUUUUACUUAAUACAUCAGUUUAUCCCCACUAGUCUGAACCCUGGUUACAACUGCUGAGCCUGCAAUCAGUUCACACACAAAAGAGAAUUUAGAUCAUCAACUGAUCUCAUCUGAUGAGCAGAAAUAAAUGCAGAGUGACUUGUCAUCUCA